AUGGCAUCAUUGGGCACACAUACGCAGAAACAGCCUCAAUCCCGACUCCCUACAAGGACUCCCCUCAGCUCCAUAUCGCAACCGAUCCUCCCCAUUGGGCGUACACGUUUCUUCAAGCAUCCUCUGUGUUGUUGCUUCAGAAUACCGUCACAUGACAUGCACAGACACGACCGUGACAGUGGUGACGCGAAUGAGAAAGGCAACAGGAAUACUGGAAAGGAGAAGGACAAAUGUGACGAAAUGGCGGGCAAAAAGGCCGGCCCAAACAUGGGCUUCGAUGAAAAGAACCCAAAUCUGUGCAGCACUUGCAGAAAAGUGGACUUCAAUUCACUAUUCGGGUCUCAUGACUGUGAGAUAAUUGUAUCGCAGGGGUACAAGAUGAAGGUCAUAGACGAGACUCACCAGCCAAGUUGCCGUUGCGGGCAGAAAAUCAUACCUAAACCAAGUCAACUGAUUAGCUCCCGAUCCGGAUACAGUGGCUUGCUGGGCAAGUUGGAUAGCCAUGUACCGGCUUGUUCGUUCUGUGCUUUUCUGUAUCAGUGCCAAGCUCGCUUGAAUCUGAUUCCAACAAAUCAAAAACAAUGGUACUGCCCUAUUUUGCGUGUGGUUGACAGUGGGGGCAGAACCCUAACACGAAACAAACGUGUCGGCGGUGGCCUUCUCGGAAGGAAACUUGAUCCUAACAAGGUCGACUUGAAUCUCAUCAGGGAAUGGCUAACGCUCUGCCGGUCGACACAUCCCCAUUGCGAAAAAGUGGACGCAGACAGAAUACCAGGGCUUCUGGUUGUUGACUGUAUUACGGACCACGUCGUCCCUCUCCCACUUAAGCAGGAUGCUGCAAAUCAGGUGGCAAACUAUGUUACGCUCAGUUACCUUUGGGGCACAGCUGAGGCAACCGACGGACCAGUUGUUCAGUCGAUCAACCGCGAUGGUGGGAACGGUCUGGCUCUCCCUACUCAGAUACCCCUGGUCAUCAGUGACGCGAUACGGGUCGUGAAGCAACUGGGAUACCGAUACCUGUGGGUAGAUAGGUACUGUAUCCCGCAAGAAGACGCGGCCGUCAAGCACACACAGAUCUUGAACAUGGGGAGGAUAUAUUCAAACUUGACUCUUACAAUCAUUGCCGCGGCUGGUGAUGGACCGGAAUACGGACUUCCAGGCGUAAGCUCGCGACCUCGUCUUGCGCAGGUGGGAGUGCAAAUCAGCGACGAGAUUUCUCUCGUACUAUAUGAACCCCCAACGGAUCACAUCACCAAUUCUAAAUGGAAUACCCGAGGUUGGACAUACCAAGAAGGCCUUUUGUCGAAGCGUAGGCUCGUCUUUACGGAUCUCAUGGUCUAUUUUCAGUGUCAUGAGAUGCACGGCGAUGAAGUACUGUCGCUUCCUAUUCGCGAAUCAGGAGAAGACUGUGAUGAGAUUCGUCCAUUUUCGCCUAAAGAAUUGGACAUUGGGAUGGUGUUUCCGAAAGUGACCGACUGGGACAAUCCCUUGACGGCCUGGGAAAGAAUCAGUGAAUACGGACUGAGAGAGCUUGGCUACGACUCUGAUGCCUUGAACGCCAUCAGUGGUGUGAUGGAAAUUUGUCUGAGGAUCAGGUUACAAAAGGAUGGCGACUUACAUCACCUUUCACAUCUGAAAGGAGUCUUGUUGGGUCUCCUCGAUGGCUAUUUGAAGAAGCGGUCUCUGGAAAAGGAGAUAGCUCAAAACUUCUCUUUCUUAUCAUGGGAUGCUGGUGCAAAUUUCCUUUGUCUCGUCAACCGACUUUUGUGGGGAUGA
Molecule: messenger RNA, 1776 nt
Organism: Neurospora tetrasperma FGSC 2508
Lineage: Eukaryota; Fungi; Ascomycota; Sordariomycetes; Sordariales; Sordariaceae
Exons: 5
Coding region: 1-1776 (591 amino acids)
Source: RefSeq, a predicted model, not a curated record